AAAUCAGCCUAAUUGGAUAUGGAAGGAAACCCUAGUUCAGUCUUCUCUUCACCUUCAACUUCCAGUUCCAGCUCGGUGACUCAGUCUUCAUCUUCGAGCUCCUCUUCAUCGGAUUCCUCUUCAUCUUCUAGCUCAAUCACCGGCUCCUCUUCAUCGGCAGUCACCAGAUUCCUCUUCAUCUUCAUUCUUCUCUGCUUAGUGACUUCAGUCGGCUCUUCUCCUUCGAGCUUGAGCACAGUUGAUUCCUCUUCUCCUUCGAGAGGCGGAGUCCAGACUAGCAUGGUCUUCCGAGAUCUCGUCAAGAUGAUUUUAUCAGGCAAGGAGGGUUUUGGAGACUCAUGGAAUGCUGUGCGGGAAAAAUUGCUUUGGAUGUACAAAGAAGCUCUUUCAUCUGAUUCCGCGCGUCUCGUCCAAAUGAUUGAGCUUAUUCAGGAUGAACUGCUCUUGGAGGACAUUGAGAAGUGCAGAGCUCUCGAUAAUAAGGAGAUUCCAUCACCGCUUGAUGCUUUCCAGAAACUUCUUUUUGAAUCAGCGCCAGAGACUGAGUCGACUUCAAAGAUGUUGCUCACAAAGACGACAGUUAAUGCUUGCAUGAGGGACAUGUACCAUUAUGCUCGAGUUUGUAGAUUUCAUGUGCUGGAAUGUAUCAUGGAUGCAGCAUUGUCGGCUGUAAAGAAGCAAGACAUUGAAGAAGCUAGCAAUGUACGUGUGCAGCAUUAUCUUUAGCUGCAUAUGUGAGUGCUGAAAUAAUAGCUUUUGCUCUAGUCAACCAAAUCCUUCACUAAAUUCUUUGUAUCUUACACAUCUCACUUUCCUUUACAUAUGAGUCAUUUGCAAUUAGAUGCAAAUAGUUUUUUUCUUGUAUUUUUUGGACACAUUAAUUAUUAUCUGAUAUUUAUUACUAUUUUCUUGUA
Punica granatum (pomegranate) is the source of this 914-nucleotide messenger RNA. NCBI's taxonomy places the organism in Eukaryota, Viridiplantae, Streptophyta, Magnoliopsida, Myrtales, Lythraceae. The record is from RefSeq and is a predicted model, not a curated record.